AUGAUGAAGGGGCUCAUAGAAAAUAGGUUUUUUAAGCACCGGCCCUUUUUCGUAGAGUUACAUCUCUCUUGGACCACUUACCUUCUUCACUUCAACACUGUAACGCCACAUCUGCUUGGCAUCAUCCCAUUCACGAUAGUGUGUUGCCAUACGGCCUCCCUUAGCGAACGACGUCCCUACUGGAGCUGCACUCACCCAUGCGGGUACAACCGUUACGUCCAUGUGGGCAACACUUGUAUUCUCUGCUCCUCCUUCAAUCGAUCGGAAUUCUGUUGGAUGCUGGAAGUACUGAAUCGCCAACAAAUCUGGUCGUGA
Messenger RNA from Haemonchus placei, 315 nucleotides. The record is from the annotation of a GenBank genome assembly. Lineage: Eukaryota; Metazoa; Nematoda; Chromadorea; Rhabditida; Trichostrongylidae.